Nezara viridula (southern green stink bug) is the source of this 4808-nucleotide messenger RNA. Lineage: Eukaryota; Metazoa; Arthropoda; Insecta; Hemiptera; Pentatomidae. The record is from the annotation of a GenBank genome assembly.
UGUACUCUGUAUGCUGAACUGAGGAAUUCAUGGAGAUAUGGUCUCAUCAGUUCAUAACCCCUUUCAGCAACUGAGCGAUGAUCGAAAAGGGUAUAGUCAAUAUCUAACACUAACAAUUUCUUACCAGGUCGUGGGUCAUUAAGUACUUUUAUCUGAAAAAAAUAAGAAAUAUAAAAAGAAACUACAAGGCAAAGCAGAAUAAAUUAACAGCUGAAAAUGGGCAUACUUGAUAUUCUUUCACUCGUCGUUCUAUUUUGGCUAAAUAUACUUCUUUGUUUUCUAUUGCAACUUCUUCACCUUCCUCGAUAUCAAAAUCAUCUAUCACUUCAGGAAGAUCAUCUGGUAUUUUAUUAGCAUCAGCUAUGGCUUCUUCUAAAGAGCCCAUCAUCAUAAUUUUAAAUCCAGAUUUAAGUUGGAGCUCAGACACUUUACAAUCAUUCUCUGGCAUUUUUCCUUGAAGAAACAACAAACAAUUAACUUUAAUAUAAAAUAAUACUAUAUGAUGCUUCCAUAAAUAUAAUUUUAAUUUUAUAAAUACCUUUAAAUUUUAAAUUCAAUAAUUUCUGCCUCUCAGGUCUUACACCUGUUUUGUGAAAUAUUAUAUCUUUUAAAUUUCCGACUGUUUCUUCUCCAAGUAAUGGUCCUACAUCGUAUUCUUUACUAUUCCAUUUCACUACUAAAUUUAAAUUAUCAGUCAUUCUGAAAAAUAAAUUUGGAACCAAAUGUUUACAUAAACAUAACCUUCCAAGAACUCGAGGUUUGGUGCACUAGCGGCAGAAAAAAAAAUACAACUUAAAAAUCUUAUUUUACUUACAACUCCAUUGAUGGAUCAUUAGUCGUUAAAGUUUCCAUCCCCUAAAUAUUUAAAUUACUAAAUUUAUAACUGAAAAUAGGUCAAUUUUAUUUUUUCGAAAAGAAAAAUAGUUCACAACAUACUUCCUCAAUAGCGAAACCCAACUUGGAGGCUUGUAGUGAAGGUUACUAUCAGUAUAUAACCUGCUUUGUUGAGUCAUUUUGAAUUUUGUGUAGGUUUUGUAAUAUCUCUUUCACUGAAAAAUGACGAAAAUUCAAGAACCACAACAAGAAGAAAUGUCUGAAGAAGACAAACGACUUCAAGAAGAACUCAAUAUGCUUGUGGAGAAAAUCACGGGAACAGACACCCACUUGUAUAUUCCUGCGUUGGAGAGCAUGCGAGACCUGAUAAGAAGUUCCACCACAAGUAUGACAUCAGUGCCAAUGCCCCUGAAGUUUCUUAGAUCUCAUUAUGGUGCUCUUAAAGAGGCCUGUGCUGUCAUGGCAGAUAAAAAAGCUCAGGAGCUUUGUGCCAGUAUAGUCUCUGUUCUUGCGAUGGGACAGGAUCUACCAGGGGCUCGAGAAUGUCUGAAGUAUUGUUUGCAAUCACAUCAGAAAGAAGUUGGUGAUUGGGGCCAUGAAUAUGUUAGACAAUUGGAAGGAGAGAUAGCGGAUGAAUGGGCCUCUACAGAAGAAAAAGAUAAGCUGCUAGGUUUGGUGGAGAGUAUAAUUAAAUUUGAUAUGGAGCAUAAUGCAGAAAUCCAAGCCUGUGAUCUCUUGAUGGAAAUCGACCGACUUGAUAUGCUGGACAAGCUCAUGGAUUUGACUAAUUAUUCUAGAGUUUGUCUUUACUUGAUUAAUUGUGCAGUUUAUGUAGAAGAGCCAGAAAGAGGAAAUAUUGUAAAUGGUGUUAUGAAUCACUACAUGCGAUUUAAGGAAUAUCCCCGUGCACUGUGCCUUGCUAUGCAAUUAAAUAAACAUGACUUAAUGAUAGACAUCUUUAACCAAUGCCAAGAUCCAUUGGUUCGUAAACAGUUGGCCUUUAUGGUAGGCAGGCAACAGUUAAGUCUGGAAUUGAGUGAUGACCUACCUGACAAAUCAGAUCUCACUAACAUCAUGUCUAAUGCCCAUGUGAAUGAUCAUUUUCACAGUUUAGGAAGAGAGUUGGAUAUCAUGGAACCUAAAACCCCAGAAGAAGUAUAUAAAGUUUGGUUAGAAGGGUUGGUCCUUCGCCCAACUUACAAUCUGGAAGUACCUCUCGAUUCUGCUAGGCAUAAUCUUGCUUCUACAUUCGUAAAUGCUUUUGUGAAUGCUGGCUUUUCCAGAGAUAAGUUGGUAUCAGUUGAAGAUGGCAACAAGUGGAUGUAUAAGAAUAAGCAACACGGUAUGUUGAGUGCUGCUGCAUCUCUUGGCCUGAUUCAUUUGUGGGAUGUUGAUGGAGGGCUGACUCCCAUUGACAAAUAUCUCUACACUUCUGAAGAUUAUAUCAAGAGUGGUGCAUUGCUGGCUUUGGGUAUUGUGAAUUGUGGAGUCAGAAAUGAUUGUGACCCUGCAUUGGCUCUUCUUUCUGAUUAUGUGCUUCAUGAGAGCGUUACUUUGAGGAUUGGUGCUGUUUUAGGUUUGGGUCUGGCUUAUGUUGGGACAAAACGACAAGAUGCCAUUACCCUUUUGCUGCCAGUGCUCUCCGAUUCGAGAUCGACACCAGAGGUUGUCGCUAUGGCAGCCUUGGCAUGUGCCCUCAUUACACUUGGCACGCCUCACCCUGAUGUUGUAUCAACCAUCCUGCAAACUCUCCUUGAUCUUCCUGUAGCUGAGAUGACUGAAGGCCAUUAUUCCAAGUUUUUACCUCUUGCACUUGGCUUAUGUUACCUGGGUCAGCGAGAAGGUACUGAAGCUACAAAAGCCGCUCUUGAAGCACUUCCGGAACCUUUGAGGUCUUUAUCACAACAUAUGUUGAAGAUGUGUGUCUAUGCAGGGACUGGUGAUGUACUUGUCAUCCAGGAGCAGCUUCAAGUGUGCUCAGAACAUUACCCUACUCCAGAAGAAAAGAAAGAAACUGAUAAGAAGGACAAGGAUAAAGACAAAGACAAAGAUGAAUCGAAGAGUAGUAAAGUGAAGGACAUGACAUGCAUGCAGGCAGUGGCUGCUCUUUCUGUAGCAGUGAUUGCUAUGGGCGAAGAGACAGGAUCUGAAAUGGCCACCAGGAUAUUCGCACAAUUGGGAAGGUAUGGUGAACCUGCCGUACGUAGAGCUGUACCUUUAGCCAUAGCUUUGUCUUCGAUAUCAAACCCUCAGUUAGCUGUUAUCGAUGUUCUUAAUAAAUAUUCACACGACCUCGACGAAGAAGUUGCCCACAAUGCUAUUUUCUCUAUGGGUCUUGUUGGUGCAGGCACUAACAAUGCUAGGUUGGCUACCAUGCUACGUCAGUUGGCCCAGUACCACGCUAAAAAUACCGGUCACUUGUUUAUGGUGCGCAUUGCUCAAGGAUUGACGCAUCUUGGUAAAGGCACUCUUUCACUUUGCCCGUUUCACACUGAUAGGCAGGUCAUGAACUACUCAGCAGUUGCUGGUCUUCUUAUCACCCUCGUUUCCUUCCUGGACACAAAGACAAUAAUGCUUGGAAAAUCCCACUAUUUGCUCUACACACUUGCGACUGCCAUGUACCCAAGGUGGUUGGUUACGCUUGAUGAGCAUCUGGAACCACUCCCUGUCUCCGUCAGAGUUGGACAGGCUGUGAAUGUGAUUGGUAAAGCUGGAACUCCAAAGACGAUAGCUGGUGUCCAUACUCACACUACUCCUGUGCUGCUCGCUGUUGGUGAACGUGCUGAACUGGCCACCGAGGAUUAUACUCCUCUCACACCUGUUAUGGAAGGAUUUGUCAUUCUCAGAAAGAAACAACCAGCAUGAAGAUAUAUAUUUAAUUUUUUUAUUAUUUCUGCUUUAUAAUUAUUAAAUUAAUUAAAUUAAUUAUACACGUUGUUUGUACAAAAUAGCUGUUUCCUUUAUAUUUUUCUUCUUCCCUAUUAAUUUCCUUAAAUACUUACAGAAUUGAAUUAUAUCCAUUUUAUUAGUAACUAUAAUAUAUGUACGUUUGUAAAAGUUAUCAGGCGAGAUCAACAAAAAUAAAUCUCUUUUGCAUUAGAAUGCAAAGUCUUUUCAACUUGUAUAAAUUUGGUACAAUAAUUAACGUUAAUUUUUUUUCAACUUUUUUUUUUCUUAGAAAUCAAUUCCAAUAAUGAUAUACAUAUACAAUUACAAUAAUAACACUAUGUACAGAUAAAAAGAUCAACACUACACUUUUCUACUAAGACCUACCAGUUUCUAAACAAAAAAAAAAAUCUUAAACAAAAUUUUACUGCAUUAGAACUAACAACUAUAUGCAAUCAAUUCAAAGAAAAUAAUAAUAAAUCAACAUAAUUAUAAAGAAACGACACGUGUUUAUUAAAAAAUAAAAGUGCUUUACAAAACAAUAAAUUUUCAUAAAAUAGAGAAAUUGUUAUGAUAUUUAAAUAAUCACUAAAAAUGCAGGGAUCAAUUUUAUUUGGUAACAACAAAGCAUAUUAUUCCGAUCUUUCCAUUACUAAACUGCUUUACAAAUAUGAACAUUUUCUCUUUAACAAAAAUGUUUAUGAUCAUUUCCAGAUCAUUAAAAAUAAGUAUACUGUAAGUCCCUAAUUUUUUUUUUUUUCAUUGGAUAGGAAUUUAAAAUAUAAAUAAUUAAUAUAUAUAUAUAUGUAUAUAUGUAUAAAAUAUAAUGUUCAACUUAUUACAUAAAAUAUUUAACUUGCUUUCAUAGAGGCACAUAUAAAAAAAUUCAUUUGAGGAAAAGAACCGGUUCUUUUCCAUAAUAUUUAAAACAAAUUAAGCCUAAUAAUAAAAAUAACAGUCUCUAAAUAACCGCUAAUCAGCAUGGCCAUUGACUAUUUUCGACCGAGCAUAUUUCCUGGUGGCAGAUUUGACCUUAUUCGAAUCUUCGUCAUCACUAGCUCCACUCCAAUCAGAUCCGCUGUCGGACU